Molecule: messenger RNA, 4013 nt
Organism: Polistes canadensis
Lineage: Eukaryota; Metazoa; Arthropoda; Insecta; Hymenoptera; Vespidae
Gene: Blimp-1
Product: zinc finger protein rotund
Exons: 9
Coding region: 695-3874 (1059 amino acids)
Biological process (GO): cell fate commitment; regulation of transcription by RNA polymerase II
Cellular component (GO): nucleus; cytoplasm
Molecular function (GO): histone deacetylase binding; RNA polymerase II cis-regulatory region sequence-specific DNA binding; DNA-binding transcription repressor activity, RNA polymerase II-specific
Source: RefSeq, a predicted model, not a curated record
CGAACGAACCAACGAACGAACGAACGAACGAACGAAUGAGCGAGCCUGCCGAAAAGUAGAAAAAAAAAGGGAAAUACCCACCAGCCCUCUCUCUACCCUCCUCCCCCUACCCACCCCCCCGGCAAACAAAUAAAAACGUCGAAGAGUAGAGAACGACGACGAGGGGUUGGACGCGAUUGUUGUUGCGUCGUAGUAACGAUCGAUUCGUAAUUCGUGAUCGAUUUACCACGAACGAGUUGACAAAUAAAUGUUGACGUUAACGAACAAGGCAAGGUUAGCCGGUGCGAUCGUGCGAGGCACCCCCAUACGCAAAAAUCAAAGCAAUUCUUUCUAUUUUCUGAUAUUACUCGAGAUGCCGAUUUCUUUAAGAAAUCAUAGAAUCACGUAAGAGAAACCGAAAGAUAGGAGAGAGAGAGAGAGAACAAAAAUAUCCUUAUUCCUCUCCUUUCGCUCGUAUAGAAAAAAGAAAGAGAAAGAAAGAAAGAAAGAAAGGAGGAGUAGGAAGAGGAAUAGUAGAAGGAGGAGGGAAAGGUGGUGGAGGAGGAGGAGGAAGAAGAAAGAUCUUCGAUUUGUGAGAAUCGCUGUUAGGGAGAGGGGAAAAGAUAUAGAGAGAGAAAGAGAAAGAAGAACGGCCAAAUCGCCGACGCCUUCGACGUUCGGCCAACAGAUGCUCCAAAAAACGCGAGCCUAAAGGAUGGAGGCCAGUGAAUGGGAUCACGCGACCUUGAGGGAGGAGGAAUUCGAACAACAUGCCGUAUACUUGGUGCCGGAUGUUACGGCAUCGCCUAGCGAUACCAAUCGAGCGGAAGCUUCCUUGCCGAGGAACCUCGUACUCAAGCCCUCUCAAGCCCUCAACGAUGUACGUUCAUCCACGAAAGAAUCCUUUCUCGAGACCUCCUCGAUGUUGGGUGUAUGGAGUACAAGUUACAUCCCAAAGGGCACGCGUUUUGGACCACUGGUGGGCCAGGUUUAUACCAAGGAUUCGGUGCCCGCUGACGCGAACAGAAAAUACUUUUGGAGGGUAUACAAGAACAACGAGUUGUUCUACUACAUCGAUGGUUACGACGUUCAAAAGUCGAAUUGGAUGCGUUACGUAAACCCAGCUUACUCGUCCGAAUCGCAAAAUCUAAUAGCGUGUCAAUAUAAGAUGAACAUUUAUUUUUACACGAUCAAGCCAAUACUACCGAAUCAAGAAUUAUUAGUGUGGUAUUGUAGAGAGUUCGCGGAACGACUUAAUUAUCCGUUAACGGGUGAAUUGAUGCUACAAAGAAUACGUCAACAAGUACAGCAAUCGGCAUUACCAACGGAAAUUUCGGCCAGCGUAGAAGUGGUAUCACCGUUAAAGGAUUCGUCGAUUUACGAGAGACGUUCGCAAAUGACGCCAACGGACGGUUCCGUGAGGUCUGACGAAGGUUACCAUUCGAACGGUUACCACGACGAGAUCUUGACCCCGCCUGAGGAGAGCAGCGAGUCCGAUUCGGAGAACAACUACGUUCUCGACUUCAGCAAGAACUCAAAGUCCUCCGUGUGCAGCAACGAACCGUUAAAGCCAGACAACGUAGCCGCUAAGAACGAAUACAGAAAGGUAAAGAUCAAGAUAACGAAGACGUACGGUAACUUUCAAGCCGGUACGAAGAACAAUUUGGAUGGUACAGCGAAGGAGAAAAAUCCAGAGAUCGCGAGCAGAGCGAUGAGCCCGGAGAUACAAAAGUCAGUGUCGCCUGUGAUGCUUCAAAAAACAACCCUCCUGUCGAUGGUAAGCGAGGACGAGACGGACAAAAAUUCUAAACCGUUUUAUGAGCAAGAGGUUAAAGUUAACGUACCUGCAACCGCGAGACCAGCCUACAUAACGAGUCCUAGCAGUUCCAUCCUCGAGAAUAUUCUAUUACGAAGUACCACGGACAAUAAUAAUAAUAAUAACAACAAUAAUAAUCAUCAUCAUCAUCUUCAUCAUCAGCAUCAGCAUCAACAACAACAUCAACAGCAUCAGCAUCAUCAACAGAGCCAUCAUCAAAGUCACACGGCAGAUUCGGUGACGCCACCACCCUCGAGCCCUACGGAGAUGGCUUAUUCUUACAAAAAGUCGCAUCGUUACGGUAAUAUCUUACCGUGCAGUCCAGACUCCAGUUCGAAUUUGCCGAUGCAGACUGAAUCCUGCGUAAACUCGACUACCAGUAACCACGGUCCCGUACCAAUUCCAAGUCCAACCGGUGGACUUCACUCGAGCACGGGUAAUCUUCAUUCUAGUACGGGAACGAGCAACGGAAAUGCAACGAGUCAUAUUGGGAAUGUGCACUCGUCUAGCAGCCCAGGCGUUAACGCACAUUCGAAUAGCGGCGUGCUUUCCUCGAGUACGAUCUUGACAUCGUCCUCGAAUGUUGCAAGCUCCUCCUGUCUUCCAAAGCGAAAAACGAAGAGCCCGUCUCCGGCAAAUUCUCCACCAUUGUGUCCCUCCUCGACACCGACGGUUUUAUAUUCGACCAAUUCCGGAGGUUGUCAAAUAGAGUCGAGUUCGGUCUAUUCAAAUUCGGCUGGUGGUAAUAAUGUCGGUGGUGGUGGUGGUAGUGGUAGUGGUGGUGGUGGUGGUGGUAGUGGCGGCGGUAGUAGUGUUGUGAGUGGUGGUUGUGGUAAUGGUGUCGUUGGUAGUGUCGGUGCUUGUGGUAAUGGUGGUGGUGGUGGUAAUAGCAGUGGUGGUGUCGGUAGUGCCGGCAACAAUCAUCAAAACUCAGUUUCACCGAUAUCACCGAUCCAAUCACCUUCUUCCUAUUCGUACGGUCUUUAUCAUCAGAAUGGAACGCUUCAUCACAACGCGACCCCUUUGUCGAUCAACUGUACGGUUUAUUCUCCAACCCCGAGCACGGGUAGCAAUGGCAAUCUCGUGUACGGCGAAAGAACGUCGGACGGUAGACGUCUGGAUGUUCCGAGCAGCAGCCAUCAACUUCCCACCUCGUCGACGACUAUGCAAAUCGACGGGAGUCAAGCUGGCCUGAUCGCAGGAACGCACAAUCUUCACCUCGGGCAUCAUCCUGGACUGACUAUUCACGCGAAUUCCUCUUCAUCCGGGGCCCUAAAUCACAGAUACUCGCCGGCGAGUUCUCUCUCCCCGGACGAUCAUGGUUGCUCGCAGAGUGGCUCGCUCAGCCCUAACUCUCAGGGAUCGAGGGGUUACAGGUCGUUGCCUUAUCCGCUUAAGAAAAAGGACGGGAAGAUGCACUACGAGUGCAAUGUCUGCUGUAAGACCUUCGGACAGUUGUCGAAUCUUAAAGUUCAUCUGAGAACGCACUCCGGCGAGAGACCGUUCAAGUGCAACGUCUGCACCAAAAGCUUCACGCAACUGGCGCAUCUGCAAAAACAUCACCUCGUGCAUACCGGCGAAAAACCUCAUCAGUGCGAGAUCUGCAAGAAGAGGUUCAGUUCUACCUCGAAUCUAAAGACUCAUCUCAGAUUACACUCCGGCCAAAAGCCCUACGCUUGUGACCUAUGUCCCGCGAAAUUCACCCAAUUCGUUCAUUUGAAAUUACACAAGAGACUACACACGAACGAGAGGCCUUACACCUGCCAAGGCUGCGACAAAAAAUAUAUCAGUGCGAGUGGCUUGAGAACUCAUUGGAAAACGACCAGUUGCAGGCCGAACAGUAUCGAGGAUGAACUCGCUUUAGCAGCUGCCGUUGGCUCGCCAACUUAUUACGAAUAUGGUCCUGACAUGAAUGUUGGAACCAUGCCGAAGGAAUGCGAAUUGGAACACAUCGAAAACUAUGAAAGGCACGGGUCGACGCACGGGCCCCACACGACGUCUCUUCACAAUUUGGAGAACCCAGUGGCGAGGCCGAGCGUGAUAGAAACCUCCCAGCCACACAUAAUCGAAUGUACCUAAGGGACGGGGAGCAGACCCUUUUGCCCUGGCGCUAAAUUCAGCCGUGGAAACGUAAACGAGAUUCGGCUGACCGAGCUUGCUCCAGAGCAAUACCUUUAUCCCGAGUGGCAGUAAAGAUAAAUAUGAAAGAGUGAGAAAA